CUGGCUCUGGCAAUAACUGCAACUGCUUGAUCAUGAUGAUUAGUGUCCAGUAAGGCUGUGAUCAGUUUCCGUGUUUCUACCGUUUUCAGUUAUAUACAUAACUGGCACCUUUUACUGACGCGUUACUUAUGGAGUAGCACGAACGUUCUGUUUGGUCUUCGUUCUAGCAAAAGUUUUGGUGCUCACCGUCGCCACUCGCCAGGCUUCACCUCAGUGACUGUGGUCUUGCUCUUGUGGACUGUCAUUGAUCUACACGGCGCUCUCCUGCGAACAAACGGCUCUCCGGCAUCAUGAGUUCUGAGCAUCUCUCUCUUGGUUCUGUGUGUCCCCCCGAAACCCCGGGGCUCUUGCGGUGCUACUGCAUGAAGUUUUGUCCUUACUGCCAGCGCCUGCGCCUGGUGCUCGUUGCCAAAAAUGUGAAGCACGAAAUUGUCAACAUUCACCUGAACAAGAAGCCGGAAUGGUUCGUGGAGAAGAACCCCCUGCAGAAGGUGCCAACUCUUGAGCUCGACGGGAAGCUCAUGUUUGAGUCUCUGGUGGCCUGUGAUUACCUGGACGAAGCCCAUCCUGAGAAUCCCCUGCACAGGAAGGACCCUUGGGAUAAGGGCCAAGACCGAAUCUUCAUGGAACUCUUUAAUAAAGUGACAUCACCAAUGUACAGAGUUUACCGCAGUCAUGUCGACGGAGAGGAAGGAGAGAAGAAAAAGGCCUUUGAGGAGAUUCAGAAGGGUUUAGAUACUUUCGAGGCGGAGCUGGGCAAGAGAGGGACAAAGUAUUUCGGUGGUGAUAAACCAGGGAUGCUUGACUACAUGAUCUGGCCCUGGGGUGAGAGACUUCCUGUCAUAGAGAUGAUGUUAGGAAAGGAGCUCGAAAAAUCUCGCUUCCAAAAGAUGAAAACAUGGAUGAAUGACAUGAAGGAGGACCCGGUCGUGAAAGCAAUGUUUAUCCCUCCUGAAGUCCACAAGAAGUUCCUCGAAGGUGCAUUUUCUGGGAGCCCUGAUUAUGACAUGAAGUUUUAAGUCCCUUUUUUAUUUGUAUUUGUUUAUUCAUUUAUUUUUUUUUGGCGACAGAGUAAAAUGAAAAUGAAGGUGCAGUUUUCAUUCAUGGAUUGGGUAACGUUCAUUGAACACAACUUAGUUUGGUUAUUGGAAAAAGAUUUUUUUUCCUUUAAAAAAAUCCUCCAUUUUUCUUUUGUGUUACAAGUUUUUUUUUUAUACAACAAGUUAACUGUUUUGAAGAGUUUGAAAUGUGAGUGCCAUAUAUGAAGAUCUUACAUGGAUAGAAAAUAUAAACUAUACACACAGACAGUAUUUUUAGGUACUUUUGUGCAUGUGAGGCACAGCAUUUUAUAAAAAGACAAAACUGACAGAGGCUGAUUAGAUGUGGGAUACAGACAGUAAGAUUUAAUACUAAAAAGGGUUGUGGUAGAAAAAUAAACAGACAUUAAAGACUACGAAUCUUUAAAAUAAACAAAUUCUCUAAAAUAGAAACCAUUGUAAGAAACCAGUUAAUAGUGAAAUGUUUCUCAUUAAUCUCUCAAGUAAAUAGAUAUAAUAAAAUAUUUUAAUAAGGAAACAUGUCAGAGCGAUGGCCAAAAAUUGUGACGUUUUGAGGGGAAGCAUGACAAAAAAUAGCGUAAACGAAGUCAGAGGGAAAUAAAAUAACAUUCCACAAUCAUAGUAUUUAUUAGCUUUGUUAUUCCCGUAGUUCUAAGACUCGGAACUGUUCUCUGGGGAUGCAGUUUAAUUGCCAAAGGAUUUCGGUAUAAAGAGAAACUAUAUGAAAUGUUCAUCAAGCUCUGAUACUUGCAAAGAGUUGUAUAAAUUUACUCUGUAGUAAUUCACACAUCAUUCAACAGUGCUAACUGCCUUUAUGUGAAAAUGUUCCUUUCGCUGAUAUUUUUAUAUUUGAUUCCCCGUCUAUGAUAUCUCUGUGAGUAAAAAUGUAUUGCAUGUUAAAAUUAUUAGGAAAUCUAUGAUGUAUAUAAAGUGAAAAUAGCCAUUUGCAGGUGUAUAGACUGAAUGUAAUGGUGUACGUGGAGAUAAUGAUAAUGUUAACAUUCAAAGUAAUCAUAAGAUAGCUACUUGUAUUAAGGUCAUUAAUGUCAAUAAAACAUUAGAUUUUCA
Macrobrachium nipponense is the source of this 2126-nucleotide messenger RNA. RefSeq names its product pyrimidodiazepine synthase-like. Lineage: Eukaryota; Metazoa; Arthropoda; Malacostraca; Decapoda; Palaemonidae. Gene Ontology annotation, biological process: glutathione metabolic process. The transcript is spliced from 6 exons. Bases 291 to 1019 code for a protein of 242 amino acids. Gene Ontology annotation, molecular function: glutathione transferase activity; glutathione dehydrogenase (ascorbate) activity. The record is from RefSeq and is a predicted model, not a curated record. Gene Ontology annotation, cellular component: cytoplasm.